UGUGCACGUGUAAGAGAGUUCAACAGCAAGCCUCCUCCUGUAGUCACCAUAGAGCCCAAGAUUGUCAGUACUUGUACACCAAACACCACAGCGGAAACCGGAGAAGACAACCACUGAUGACCUGCCGAAAAAGUAUUACAGAACUAUAAUGACUGUUAAAAAAGCAGCAGAGUCUUCUCAGGGGACCACGUCCGACGAAACGGAAGCGAAAAAGCAAAUCGAGAUCCAGUCAGCGUGUCAGUGGGGCAAGGAUCGCAAAAUGGUGCUGGAAACUUUAUGUCGACGCAUGAAUCAGAAUAGGCUGUGUCAGAGCUUCUGCAUAGGACCUUACUGCGUCCGCCCGGUCGCCAAGAUCUUCAUGCGGAAGCCCAGUGGCUCCAUCGUCACCUACAGGGUGCACAUCAGUAAACCAUCAAAAGCCAGUGAUAAUGAUGAAGAUGAAUUUGAUGACAGUGAUGAGGAAAGGCAUGCCAAUAAAAGCCUUGAUGGGGACAUUGAUCCAGAAGACGAAGAUGGCCAAAUUGAAGAGCCAGAGAUGCAGUUUGGAGUCACACCCUUCUUGAGUGGAGUGUUACCUGCCGGCAGACUGAGAGCCAGGACUAAACCUGUUGGUUGCUUAGCAUAUGGACUUAUACAGGUAAAUGGCAAAUCAUACAAUCAGGCCAGACUGUUGCUUGGGAACAUGGGGUCUUUACAUCCAGCCAACCGCCUUGCAGCAUACGUCACAGGCCGGCUGCAUGCGCCUGCCGACAUUUCUCAUAAGAACUCUCAGAAAUCAGACCCUACAAACAAAAUCAACACUCCUGGUCCCCUGCACAUAAAGGCUGCUGGCUCAGUAGUCCCUGCAAUUAUAACUGCAAGGAAAACCACUGAGCUGAAGACACCAACACAGCCACCAGUUCAGCUACCCCAGCCAGACUCUUGGAGAAAGGGAUCCAUCAAUUUACCACAGCAUUCACAAAACCACUCGACCAUCAACCCUGUCCAGACAUUUGCCUCGGGCCAACGCAGCUCUGUCAGCCUCUUCCAGAACAGCUCUACGCCCUCACCCGUCUCUCUCACCGUCUCGCAAUCCCUGAAAACCCCCAGCUUCUUAGGACAGAGUGGCACCUAUUCAUUCAGAAUCUGCCCUCCAGCCAACCAUGGCACCAGAGACCAGAACCUACCAGGAGUCACCCUGCCUGGGGGCUUCACCCUCAUUCAGCUCCCUAAGCCUGGAGCUAACGGAGCUGUGCAACAAUCCAAAUCUGAGAACGUUACAAACAUGACCGGAGUCCAUAAAGCCCCACCACCAAAAGAGCCUUUGUUUUAUUUUGGAAACUUAGCAGCUGAUUCACCUGCAAACUUGCUUGGUUUGCACACAUUUAUGAGAGCUAAGGAACUAUUAAGCAGCAAGUCGCUGGAACCUAGAUCCUUCUCUGAGCUGAUGUGUGAUGAAAAGAUGCCCACAGAGGAGACUGAUGAAGCUAACAACAGUCAGAUGGAAUCAAACCUGGACAUUGCUUCAGAGGAUUUAAGCUCCGACUCCUCAGACUACGGUGGAGAGGGGGAUGAAGAUGAGGAGAUAGUGGACAUUGAGACUGUAGAAGAAGUAGGACAAGGAAAAGCCAUCGCUAUACUGAAAGAAGCUGUGAGAACAGCAUUACAGGAGUCACGGGAUUCCAGUGAUGAUUUGGGAUCAGCAAGGGAACUCUGUGUCCAGGAUGAAACUGGUGACAAACAUGGCGAGUCCAUAGAUAAACGGAGGCGGAAGAACCACUCAGUGCUAGAAAGGCAAAGACGCAGUGAGCAGAAGACCCUCUUCAUCAAACUCCGUAACGUCCUUAAGAGUGACCCCCGGGCCCCCAGGCUGAUCCUCCUCUCCCUGGCCAAUAAAGAAAUCCAGAAUCUGGUUGAGUCCUCUAAACGUCUGGAGGAGACGAAGAGGAGGCUGACUCAGAUGCAGUCUUUGUAUGUGAAGGAGCUUUCUCUUUUGUCUGGGAAGUCCGAUACGCUGAUCAAACACAAGCUGAAGGAGAUCUGCGACAGGCAGAAAAUGAGAGAAAAGACGAUGAAAUGGAAGCCCUUCUUUUCCAAUCUACUCCAGUCCAGAGCUGCUUUACUGCAAGCCAUUACUCCUCAGUCCAAUCUCCAGCCCACACCCCUGUUACAGCCUGACUUCAACAUGGCUCCAUCUCUGGCGAACCCACACACAGCUGCAGCCCAGAACAGUAUAGACAAGACUCCCAAGCCCACGCCACAGUCUCGGCUUCAGGCAGUGUUCUCCUCUCCAGCCCAGGCUGAGGUCACUGCACCCUCACCACAGGCAGCAAACCAGCCAGUUGAACCUGCUGCCUCAGUCCAACAUGAGCCUAUGUUCGGGGGCCAACAGAAGAUACCUGGAGCCUCAGCCCAGUUCAGUAUGUCCAAUUCCCAAAAUGAGGAUGGAGCCUCACCUACAUCCUCCACACUUAAUUCCAACCCUUCACAGCCUUUCACUCUUCCUCUAAUUCGCUCAAAGACCGGCAGAAUCAUACUUCCCUCAUCUCUGAGACCAAUUGGUCAAGGCUUCUAUACACUCAUGGUCUUGAAUCCCAAGCAGAAGGAAGAAGAAGGAGAGGUUAAUAUGCAACCUUCUGAUGCCGACUCGUCCAAGAAAAGAGAGAAGAACUUAUCUGAAUCUGUGCACCCCUCGAGUUCGAAAAACAGUUGUGUUUUGGAGGACAAAACUGUACAAUCCUCAAACUCUGAAUCAAAGCGUUCAGGUGUAAACCCCCCCCUGGCUGAGCUCGCCCUCCUUAACAAAUCAAUCUUUGGGCCUGGGUCGGCUCCGCAAAGCUGUGGAGAACAGCCAGGAGUGCGGCGCAGGGGUGGGCGUGCACAAAACACGGGCAGCUGCCAGCUUGAGUUUUAACCGUGUGGGUCAGAUUCCUACUUCUGUUAAGCCGGAACCUGAUCAGAGCCCUCCUGUAGUCCGCCGGAGCAGAGGCAGGCCUCGAAAGCAGCCAGUUACCCCCGUUAGUGAAAAUGUAAAACAUACCGUGGUGGAAGACACCAGUAAAGGCGUCAGUAAAAGUGUAACAUCUAUUCUGGUUAGAAAAAGACGAAGUGAAAAGAUUGCUUUGGAGGUGACUAAGACACGAGCUGCGAACACCCCAGUAAUGGUUAGAGACAACCCGGUGGCAGCCAAACGAGGCAGAGGAAGGCCUCCGAAGAAUAAGUUGGCAGAACUGUGGAGUCCUCCAAUUAUGCAAGCAGGACGUGGUCCAUCUAAAUCCAACAAGAACAGCCCUCUCAGACUUUCUCACAUUUUUAAAAGCCCUGACACUAGACGCAAGGGAAGUCCUGCAACAACCACCCAGCUUGGAGAUGUGAAUACAUUUCGGCCUUUAACCCGAGGUGCUUUAGGUAAGGACUUCCCCAGUGCCAAGAGACGCUCCUGGAUAGACAUAGAAAAAGAACUGGAACCAGAACUUGAAUCUGAAUCUGAAUCUGAAUAGUUCUCACAUCUUCCUGUUGCUAUAAAAGCCAAUGCGCACAGUCAUGUGACCUCAGUUAGUCUCAGAGCUUGAUGCUGCUCUCUUCUCUGUAUGUUAGCACAACACUCAGUAGACCUUUUUCAUACUAGAGAGAAGCUGUUUUUGGUAUAAAGAAUACACUAGAAAGCAUUAAUUGACCUGCUGAAUGUAUAAAUCAAAUGAAUUAUAACUCCCACAUUCAGUUUCUUUUAUAACUUCCUCCUCCAUUCAUGUUUACUUAUUGUCAGAGCAGGAUAUUGAGAUUUAUUCAAACCAUGUUUUUUGUUGAAGUGAUUAAUUACUGAUCUGUCUUAUGCAAAUGGGAAAUGAACUUGUUCAGAUUGUGUAAAUCCAAUAUAUUAAGCCUUACAGUGUAUAAAUAUCUGUAUCCUGAAUAGGAGCAGACGCAAUACACUGCUUCAUUAACUCUUUAAAAUGUUAUCUUGUCUUUUUUUAUUGAGUGAUAGUCUGAUGCAUUCUGCCCUCUGAAAUGUGUGUUUUCUGUUAUUAACUCAUUGAAAAUCAGCUGUAGUAGCACUUUAUGUAUUCGGUAGAAACCACCCGUGAUGUCUUUGCUUUAGUAACAGUAGUGAUCUGCACUCUAGGGAGUUAAUAUGCAUAUACACCUGAUGUGUCACAAGCAAUCAAGAUAAAAACUAUUAGCCAUAUAUUAUAUCUAUCUAUCUUAUGAAAAUAACCUCUGUAAAUAUUGAAUUUCUUUUUUAAUUUCACUACAUUUGUUUACUUUGUGGAUGAUUUUGAAACACUGGUUGUCCUGUUACUUCAGUUUAAUUGAAAAUGUGAAAAAUCAUGUGGCCUUUAAAAUCAAUAAAAAAACUACAUGUA
Messenger RNA from Dicentrarchus labrax (European seabass), 4343 nucleotides. RefSeq names its product MAX gene-associated protein. Lineage: Eukaryota; Metazoa; Chordata; Actinopteri; Moronidae. The coding region runs from base 149 to 2893 and encodes 914 amino acids. Gene Ontology annotation, biological process: positive regulation of DNA-templated transcription; cell fate specification; regulation of transcription by RNA polymerase II. Gene Ontology annotation, cellular component: nucleus. Gene Ontology annotation, molecular function: DNA-binding transcription factor activity, RNA polymerase II-specific; protein dimerization activity; RNA polymerase II cis-regulatory region sequence-specific DNA binding. The transcript has 11 exons. The record is from RefSeq and is a predicted model, not a curated record.